Messenger RNA from Penicillium nucicola, 2619 nucleotides. RefSeq lists its product as uncharacterized. The transcript has 3 exons. The coding region runs from base 1 to 2619 and encodes 872 amino acids. The record is from RefSeq and is a predicted model, not a curated record. NCBI's taxonomy places the organism in Eukaryota, Fungi, Ascomycota, Eurotiomycetes, Eurotiales, Aspergillaceae.
AUGUCCAUCACCGCCUAUUUUCCACCGUUGUCUCCAUUUCUGUUCUCUGCGCUUGUUGUAAGUGGACUGGCCUCGAAGGCUUUACACAUUGCGCUCCACAUUCGCUCGUUACCGUUCAUUUAUUUCGUUCUCUACUCGCCGACUCUCAUUUUACCCGAUGUGCUGGUUAUAAUCUGUGCGCGCUUGUUGUUGCGCUUCCAUAGACCUGAAGGUCGCUGGCAAUGGCUAUCCACGGUAGCUGGUGGGGCUUUGUCCCUACUAACAUGGGGCGCUUCGUCGAUUCAAUUCGGAUUCUUCCUACAAACUGGCGCCGAGGUGGCCUGGGCAGCGGGCGGCAGCUUCCUCAGUGACCCAGCUGCCAUGAAGAUCCUACUUAGUGGUAUAUCGACGGUAUCUGCUGCUGCAACAGUGCUUGGACUGGUGGCAUGGUUGAUUCAUUCAUACUUGUACAACCUCACAGGCCUUGGGUUGCAGGCAAUCCGAGACUUGUGCAUGGGAGGAUAUAACGCACGGUACACAUUGAUUGCCCCUAGCAAGUCGUGCAUGGCUUCGUUCGACCUCCGAUCCCUCCGUCGCAUCAUCCCCGCAGUCGCUAUCUGCGUGUCUCUCAUUUUCCUGGAGAUCACUCGCCCAGGGAUCCCGUACGAUCAUCUCUCCGGAGCUCUCCCACUGACUCUACUUGAAGCCUUCACGAAGAAAUCCGCAACAGUCGAAGGAUGUCGUGAGCCGGCGGUGCCUUUCCCAUUAAUGACUGUGGACGCCAAUGGCAACUCCCGCCCUCUAUACCAGCCAGAUCCGGUUGUGGAACAAUGGUCACGGGCUUCUUGGCUCCCCGAAAACCCGCCUCAGGGAUUCACCCGAUGGGGUAUGAGUCCUCAGGAGCGUGCAGAGAAGGAAAACUCGUUCUCUUAUGUUUGCGGUGGUGCUGAAAGUGGUUUUUAUGAUCCUAAGAAUGACCCAAUCAAGGUUACAAAUUUGGGCGGCGAAAUUUAUCAACCACUGCAGAAGGCCUUUGAGGAACACUCCGUGGAGGUCAACCAUGUGGUAUUAUUGACUCUUGAGAGUGGCCGCAAGGAGAUGUUCCCUACACAACAGGGUACUCCAUUCUUUGAUAAUGUUCUCGCUUCUCACAAAAAGAAGGACGUGGAAGAGGCUAUUGACCUUCUAGUGACUAUGACCCCGGUCGCCCAACAGUUGACUGGAGAAUACGCAACCGAUAGCAAGGGCAAUCGAGCCAACAUGACAGGAUCGCCAUGGAAGACGCCAACGCCAGAAGGAAUGGGCGGUCUCAAUGUUCGCGGGGCUAUGACUGGCAGCUCGUUGACAUUUAAGAGCAUUCUAGGCAGCCAUUGUGGUGUCAACCCCUUGCCAGUGGAUCUUUUGGAAGAGACAGCACUGGAGAUCUAUCAACCAUGCUUACCGCAAAUCUUCGAACUAUUCAAUCAGGCCAAAUCCAGGUCGCACACAAGAGAUACUUCAAAGUCAGAGACUCUGAAUCACCCGUGGAAGCCUGUCUUCAUGCAAUCUAUCACAGACGACUACGAUCGCCAGGAUAUUCUCAACGAAAACAUGGGAUUCAACGACAAAGUCGUCAAGAAGACCCUGCAAUCCUCGCAUUCAAAGUACCAGGCAUCGGGCAAAGAAAUCAACUACUUCGGAUAUGCUGAAACGGAACUUCGGCCCUAUAUGCAGGAUCUCUUCGAGGAGGCUGCAAACAACAAGACUCGCAUGUUCCUUUCUCACGUCACCAGCACGACACAUCAUCCAUGGGGUACACCCACCGACUUCGAGGCAGAAUCGUACAUGGGAAGCCAAGGGAGUGCCAACCACGACCUGAUGAACAAUUAUAUGAAUGCCGCUCGGUUCGUUGAUAUCUGGCUCGGCGACAUCAUGAACAUGCUUGAACAAACCGGCAUUUCCAACGAGACUUUGGUCGUUAUCGUCGGGGACCACGGCCAGGCGUUCGGUGAAGACAACAAUGACAUGACCGGAACCUAUGAAAACGGUCACAUUAGCAACUUCCGCGUGCCGCUUGUUUUCCACCACCCGAAAAUGCCACGAGUCAACAUCAACGCCAACGCAACCGCGCUCUCCAUCAUUCCUACCAUUCUGGACCUCCUCGUCCAGUCCAACUCUCUAGAUGAGCGCGACUCCGAAAUCGCUUCUGCGCUUCUCCCUGAGUACCAGGGUCAGUCUCUUCUCCGUCCUUUCCUAGCCUCUAUGGAGGAGCCAUCUCAAACACGCCAUGGCGAUCAUCGCGAGCCUGAGCCUGAAUCUUCUCAAUUUGAGGCCCGGUCUCACCCUGAGAGUCCUGCCAAACGAUCCGUCUGGAACAUGGGUCUCAUUAAUGCCGGUGGCUCGAUGCUCUCCGUCACAACUGCCAGUGUUCCAUACCGCCUAGUUCUCCCUCUCAAGGAAGGCUUUGAAUACUCCUUCACUCACCUUGGUGAGGACCCCAAUGAGGACCACCCUAUCAAGGAUUGGACACUCAAACUUCUGAUCGAAGAAGUCACUCCAAAAUACGGCGAGGAGGCCGCUGCCUGGCUUUCCGAUGCCGAGAAGGUUGGCAAAUGGUGGGUCACUGAGCAAAAGCGUAUCUGGGGAUACCGCGAAGCAUAA